This is a messenger RNA of Mizuhopecten yessoensis (Yesso scallop), 2254 nucleotides long. RefSeq names its product probable palmitoyltransferase ZDHHC16. Lineage: Eukaryota; Metazoa; Mollusca; Bivalvia; Pectinida; Pectinidae. The transcript has 9 exons. Gene Ontology annotation, biological process: protein palmitoylation. The coding region runs from base 330 to 1436 and encodes 368 amino acids. The record is from RefSeq and is a predicted model, not a curated record. Gene Ontology annotation, cellular component: Golgi apparatus. Gene Ontology annotation, molecular function: palmitoyltransferase activity.
UACAACUCUUGCACUUCCGGGAGCCGGUAGAAAUUGUUUUACUUGCAUAUUCCAUAUACUUUAAAUGAUUGAUUGGAAGAAUUACCCUUGAUCAGGAGAAGAGGAGUAUAUAUAUCUUGCAGUGAUGUAUCAGUGUGCUGUUGGGUGGUCAACUGCCAUCAUCUGAUAAGUGUUUUCUGUUCAACUAGACUUCAAUUAUCUUACGGUAUAUUUAUACUAACUACUAGAGCAACUGGACAUCACAUAUGACCCUUCAGACCACUUGACCCUUAACAGACCACUGAAGUAUAUACAUGUAAUUCUUCAGAAACAAUUUUGACAUCAUCAUCAUGGCAAGAGUUCAGUGGAAAAUCCACGAGCUUCCGUGGAGACUCAAAAAGUUGAUGGACACCUUUAUUUUGUGGAUAAAGCUUCUCCGAAUGACAUUGUAUUACAAUCACUUUACGUCAGUCUCCAUAGCGAUGGAAACAUCUCUAGAACCAGUCUUCUGGUUUGUGGAUAAAUUUGCCAAAUAUUUGGGACCAAUUUUUAUGACAAUGGUGAUAUUCUUGACAACCUCUGUGGUAGCGAUUUUCUACACCUGCUUGCUGCCUCACGUGUACGCACAGAGUAUGAGCCGCACCAUAUUCCAUCUGGUUUUUGGACACUGGCUUCUAAUCAAUAUUGUCUUCAAUUACAUCAUGGCUGCUUUCACUCAUCCUGGAACACCCCCACUGAAAAUUCCUGAGACAGUUUCUAUAUGCCGGAAAUGCAUUGCCCCCAAACCUCCACGAACUCAUCACUGCAGUAUUUGUGACAGGUGUAUACUGAAGAUGGACCAUCACUGUCCUUGGCUAAACAAUUGUGUUGGGUUUUACACACACCGUUUCUUCUUUCUCUUCUGUUGUUACAUGUUCGUCGGAGCCCUGUACGUCAGUUUCACAGGAUAUGAUGUGUUUAUCGAACACUUUUAUGGUGCAACGCCUUAUCCGUUCCCAGCUGUGCUGUACCCAUUAAACCUAGCCUAUGAUGUCAUCAACAAAACACUAUCAACAACACCCAUGGCUCACAGAAGCUACAACCUGGAGGUGACACAUGAGCGUCAGAACUACCACAUAGCUGUCAUCUUCGAGUUUCUGGUUUGUUCUGCUGUUGCCAUAGCAGUCCUCGGACUCAUCGUUUGGCAUUUCCGGAUGAUAAGUCGUGGCGAGACCAACAUUGAGAUGCACAUCAAUAAGAAGGAAAGAGUACGACUAAAGAAGCAGGGAAUUGCUUUUAGAAAUCCAUAUGAUUUUGGUUUUAUACAAAACUGGAGGAUAUUUUUCGGAAUUGAAAAAGGAACAGGAAGGUCAUUUGUGAGACACAUACUGUUUCCCUCCAGCCACCAGCCCACUGGGGAUGGUCUGACUUGGCCGCAUGCACUAUACCAGGGAGAUAAUGUCCUGCAGCUUUUAUGACAAAAACUUGACUGAGGUUUCCUUGUAUCAAUAUAUUCAUACAAUAAGCAGUUUUCAUCACUCUGUGGUUGGAAUUUAUCAUCUAUUGAUUGGUUUUUGCUCAAAGACAUGAUCUCAAAAUUAAAAUCUCAUUCUUUUCACUUUGGUGUUUUACCAACAAGUGAAUGCAUACAUUUUAUUUUUUGUAUAAAUAUGAAACUACAUAACUCAAAAUUCAAUGUGUUCAAAGAUUCCAUAAUUUUUCUUAUAUUUUAUGUUAUGAAAUGAAUUUAGAAUUUUUUACUUUAAUGUUAAGCGAAACAAAAACCAAAUCUUUCAGUAUCCAGGCCAAGAUAAUUAAUUAUAAGAAGGGACAUUUUUUAACAUAUAUUUCUAAUUUGACUUUUAAAAACUAUUUGGAAAUUGUCCCCUUAAUUAGCAAAGGUUCAGUAAUAUAUAUUUCAUAUAACGCCUUUAUUCAUAGACCCAUUUUUCAAGCAGUUAAUAAGAACCUAAAUUUUAGUACUAGGGUAGUAUGCUAUAAUUACUUGGCGGAACAAAGUCUGUUAGUUAAAUAAGCCAGUAAUAUGUCAUUUGAAAUUGUAUAACCAACUAGAAAGAAAACUUUAUUAAUGUAUGAUGUUUGGAUUAUUGUUUAAUACAAUAUAUAGGAGGCCUCAGUCAGGAUUAUAAUAAUGAUGUACUUUUUAACUGUUUACUGACAGUGUGUCUGUGUGUGUUAUUAUUGAGGACCAAGGUAAAAGUGACUCUGUGAGUUUUAGGGCUGUCACAAUAUAUCAGAAAACAGGUAUAUUACAAUACACAGGUACAUUGUAUGG